AUGAAGGGCUCACUCUUGCUCGCAGGUGCUGCCCUGCUGGGCUGUACCUCUGCCAGUAAGGUGCACAGCUUGAAGCUCAAGAAGAUACCCCUCAAGGAGCAGCUUGAACACGCCGACAUCGACGUCCAGGUCAAGGCUCUCGGCCAGAAGUACAUGGGAAUCCGACCAGGACAGCAUGAGCAGCAGAUGUUCAAGCAGAACCCCAUCCAAGCUGAAGCAGGCCACAACGUCCUCAUCGACAACUUCAUGAACGCUCAGUACUUCUCCGAGAUAUCCAUCGGAACUCCCCCACAGACCUUCAAGGUUGUCCUUGACACCGGAAGCUCCAAUCUCUGGGUUCCAGGCGCGGACUGCACGUCCAUCGCUUGUUUCCUUCACACCAAGUACGAUUCCUCUGCUUCGUCCACCUUCACGAAGAACGGCACCAGCUUCGCCAUUCGCUAUGGCUCCGGCAGUCUAGAGGGCUUCGUCUCUCAGGACAAUGUCCAGAUCGGUGACUUGAAGAUCAAGGACCAGCUCUUUGCCGAGGCUACCAGCGAGCCCGGCCUUGCUUUCGCCUUCGGUCGUUUCGAUGGCAUUCUUGGUCUCGGUUAUAACACCAUCGCCGUCAACGGCAUCACUCCUCCAUUCUACAAGAUGGUCGAGCAGAAGCUGGUUGAUGAACCCGUCUUCAGCUUCUACCUGGCCGACGAAAACGGCCAGUCCGUCGUCACCUUUGGAGGUGUGGACAAGAGCCACUACACUGGCGAGAUGACCACCAUCCCACUCCGCCGUAAGGCCUACUGGGAAGUUGAGCUCAACUCCAUCGCCCUCGGCAAGGACAAGGCCGAGUUGGAUAACACCGGAGUCAUCCUCGACACCGGCACUUCCCUCAUUGCCCUGCCUUCUGAGCUUGCUGAGAUGAUCAACACUCAAAUUGGUGCCAAAAAGUCCUGGAACGGUCAAUACACCCUCGACUGUUCCAAGAAGGCUUCUCUUCCCGAGGUCACCUUCACUCUCUCUGGCCAUGAGUUCACCAUCAGCGCCAACGACUACAUCUUGGAAAUUUCCGGCACCUGUAUCAGCAGCUUCAUGGGCAUGGACUUCCCCGCUCCCGUUGGACCACUUGCCAUCCUUGGUGACUCUUUCUUGAGACGCUAUUACACCGUCUAUGACAUGGGCAAGAACACCGUUGGCCUCGCAAAGGCCAAGUAA
Molecule: messenger RNA, 1194 nt
Organism: Arthroderma uncinatum
Lineage: Eukaryota; Fungi; Ascomycota; Eurotiomycetes; Onygenales; Arthrodermataceae
Exons: 4
Coding region: 1-1194 (397 amino acids)
Biological process (GO): proteolysis
Cellular component (GO): fungal-type vacuole
Molecular function (GO): aspartic-type endopeptidase activity
Source: RefSeq, a predicted model, not a curated record